AUGUCGUCCCCAUCCUCCUCAUCCCCCAAACCUGAUUCCUCAUUUCCCAACACAGACUCCUCACCCCAACAAGAUCCCACCCAAGCCCCUCUCGAGCAUAUCGUACGCAGCCUGUGCAAGCAGAAACUCAUAGAGGAAGUCGAUAAACUCAAGGAGGCUGUCCAGAAAGACGACCCGCAGAAAGUCAUCAUGGCGAUUCCUAUGCUUCUGGCUCUUACCAUUUGCCCUGCUAUGCUGGGUACGCAGGAGUCGAUUAGGCAGAGUCAGGCAAAAUCGAAGCGUGAGGAGCAUCGUGGUCGACGUUGUAACUUGGUUGUCUCUUGUGUGAAGCCGUCUAUCAGAAGCCGUGAUAUCAACAACAAGUUGGUUGUCUUGAAAGAUUCAAAGCUCUACAUCGCCAAUGAACACCCUCUCUAUAACCACGACCCCAAGAACCUCAUCAGCAAAGGCUAUGCCUUCUCAGGCUACUUCCUCCCCUUCCCAGACGCAGAGUACGAGGGUUUAGUGACAAGCAUCAACGAUGAAAACUUCCUGAACUGGAUCUACGUGGACAAGAAAACCUACGAGGUCAAGUAUGGCGUGCGUGCUGACACAGAAGGCCACAUCACCGGCCCCUUCGACUGCACAAAGCAAGACCGCCGCAUGACCUGCGAAGGCUGGGAGGGCUUCUGCGCUGUAGAAGAACUCCCCGGCGUCUGGGCCCUCUACUACGAUCGUGACGAUGACGGCCUUAGGUCAAAGGUCGCCAUGGGUACUCGCGUGCUUGAGAUCGAGCUCACGAGGCGUGAGAAGAAAGAACCCAAACCUGUACCUGAUCCUGAAGCACCCAAGACUAUGGAUGAGAUGAUGAAGCAGCACAAGGAGCAGACUGCGCGAGAAGAAGCCGAGAGGGCCGAGUUCGUCGCAACGGGUCGUCACCCUGGCGCUGAGCCGCCUUCGCCCGCGCAUAAACCCGAGGAGAAGAAAACCACGUUCCUCGAGCCAGAUUCAAAGGCCGCCAAGCGACAGCGCAUGGCGGAAGCACUCCGGCGUCUCAACCUCAACAGUCCCACCGAGAGUGAGAAUUCCGAGGAGAGUAUCAUGACGAGUCUUAGUCAGGACUUUUCCAUCUUCUCGCUGGCGAAGAAGAUGACGGAGAGUACCAACAAUGAUGACUCGGGUACGGUGGCUAGUUCGGUUCGGGAGUCAGAGAGGGAGAAGGAGAAGAACAAGAACAAGAAGAGUGGUGGCGCGAGUGAGUCUGGGCCGUAUAAGAAGCCUACAGUUGAGGAUGCUACGACUGGCUAG
Molecule: messenger RNA, 1287 nt
Organism: Fusarium sp. VM40
Lineage: Eukaryota; Fungi; Ascomycota; Sordariomycetes; Hypocreales; Nectriaceae
Source: the annotation of a GenBank genome assembly